CCCGCCUCUCUUCUGUGCCACAAUAAUUGACCCUCACGAAUUUUCAUUUCCAUCGGCUCUUUCCUCUCUAGAAUCGUCGUCUCUGUCUCUCUCGUUUUCGCCUCCCAUCUCUCCCUUUCUCCUUCGGUCUGUGUAUGGCAGUGACUUUGUUAGCGAAUGAGGUUUUGGAUUUGUGCCUUGGCAAGCCUGCGCUUAGGUCGCUUUCUGUCACCGACACCGUCGCCGACGCGCUCUGUGUUUUGAAGAGGCUAGGCGAUAGCUACGUCAGCGUCUGGAGCUGUCACCACUCGUCGGAAUCCGGUGAUCCAACGAAUCGAAGCGUAGGAGGAGCGGCAGUGGAUUGCCGAUGUGUCGGUAAGGUUUGCAUGGUGGAUAUCAUCUGCUUCAUCUGCCAACCAGAGAAUCUCUUGGCACCAGCCCAGGCGCUUCAGUCGCCCAUUUCUGUUCUGAUCCCGAAGUCUUCGGGGCUUGUGAGGCAUUUGGAACCCAGUGCCAGGCUACUGGAUGCCAUAGAUCUUAUGCUUGAAGGGACACAGAACCUGGUCAUACCAAUUCCAGAGUCUAAAUUCCGAAAGAAUAAGCUUCUCGAAGAGAAAUCUUCGUUGGAUUCCACCUUCCACAACAAUUGUCGCAGGUACUGCUGGCUCACCCAAGAGGACGUGAUUCGCUUCCUCCUCAACUCAAUUGCGCUGUUCUCUUCCACACACAGCGAACCCAUCAACUCCCUUGGCGUCAUAGACGCCGAAAACCUCCUCACUGUAAACUACGACGACCCUGCUUCCUCUGCUUUAAGCCUCAUCAAAGAGUCCCUCAUUCAUCAGAGCUCAGUGGCCAUUGUGAAUCCAGAUGGCCAGUUAAUUGGUGAGAUCUCACCCUUUCACCUGAAUUCCUGUGAGGAGACCGUGGCCGCUGCGAUAGCCACGCUCUCCGCCGGUGAUCUGAUGGCCUAUAUUGACUGCGGCGGCCCACCGGAGGACCUGGUGCAGCUGGUGAAAGAGAGGCUGGAAGAGGAGAAUCUUACGGGUGUUUUGGAGUUGAUGGAGGAAGAAUCAGGGCUGUCUCUGACUUCUUGGUCAUCGUUCACAUCAACUUCUUCCGAUGAAGAUGGCUUGAGCUCAGGGAAGAAUGGGAAGCACGGAGGGUACUCUGCUAGGGUGGUGAGGAGGUCGGAAGCCACUGUUUGCUACCCAUGGAGCUCGUUGGUGGCGGUGAUGAUCCAGGCUCUUUCUCACCGUGUCAGCUACGUGUGGGUUGUUGAAGAAGACGGAAGCUUAAGUGGAAUCGUCACGUUUUCAGGCAUGUUGAAAGUUUUCAGAGAACACUUUAAAGUCAUGGCGUAACACGUGAGAAAGUCAAAAAGAGGGAAGAUGAACAUGAGCACCACAAACUUGUAAUUGGACGCUCAACACGGCUGCACAAUCCAAGUUCUCUUUUGCCAAUUCACAUAAUUAUAUCAUUUUCGUUCAAAAAACUAUUAUGAAUUUCCACCCCUUGCCUUC
Prosopis cineraria is the source of this 1499-nucleotide messenger RNA. RefSeq names its product CBS domain-containing protein CBSX5-like. Gene Ontology annotation, molecular function: protein binding. The record is from RefSeq and is a predicted model, not a curated record. NCBI's taxonomy places the organism in Eukaryota, Viridiplantae, Streptophyta, Magnoliopsida, Fabales, Fabaceae. The transcript has 2 exons. The coding region runs from base 135 to 1340 and encodes 401 amino acids.